AUGGGAGUGAGGAACCAGACGCCAGUGGUGGAGUUCAUCUUACUGGGUUUCUCCGGCAUUCCAAACAGCCACAUCUACCUCUUCCCGCCAUUCCUAGCUAUAUACUUGGUCACCGUGCUGGGGAACCUCAUGAUAUUUAUUCUGAUUCAAAUGGAUUCCAGCCUUCAUACACCCAUGUAUUAUUUCCUCAGCCAUCUCUGCUUUCUAGAUAUCUGCCUCUCCUCCGUCACGGUCCCCAAGAUCCUGGUGAACUUCUUGCGCCAGCAACAAACCAUCUCCUACCACGAGUGCAUGGCCCAGUUGUUCUUCCUGAUCUCUUUCACAGGGGUAGAAUGUGUCCUGCUGACUGUCAUGGCCUAUGACCGCUACGCUGCCAUCUGUAAACCUUUGCAUUACUCUCACCUCAUGAGCCCCAAGGUGUGCACCAUCCUAGCCUUUGCCACCUGGGUCUGGGGCUUCCUACAUGCUCUUAUCCAUUCAGCUCUCAGCUCCAAGUUAUAUUUCUGUGGAGCAGCUAACCAGAUCCAUCACAUCUACUGUGAUCUGCCCCCACUGUUUAAAAUUGCUUGCAGCGAUCCACACAUCAAUGAGCUUGUCAUCCGCAUCACAAGCUUUUUUGUGGGUGGGGGUCCCUUCUUCUUCAUCUUUCUCUCCUAUGUCUUCAUCCUGUCCUCCAUCUUGAGGAAACGUUCCGCCGAGACCAAGCGCAAAGCCUUCUCCACCUGUGCUUCUCACAUCACUGUUGUCAUCAUUUACUUUGGAAAUGGAGCACUUAACUAUAACCGUCCAAGUGCUGGCUAUUCUUCAGAGAUUGACACUCUGGUCUCCAGCAUGAUCUGCAUCACCCCCAUGGUCAACCCCUUGAUCUACAGCCUCCGGAACAAGGACGUGAAAGGGGCCUUCCGGAAGGUUCUGGAAAGCCAGAGAAAGUUGAAACGUCACCAUGCUAUGAAUUAG
This is a messenger RNA of Heteronotia binoei (common prickly gecko), 957 nucleotides long. RefSeq names its product olfactory receptor-like protein DTMT. The transcript has a single exon. Bases 1 to 957 code for a protein of 318 amino acids. The record is from RefSeq and is a predicted model, not a curated record. Gene Ontology annotation, molecular function: G protein-coupled receptor activity; olfactory receptor activity. Gene Ontology annotation, cellular component: membrane. Gene Ontology annotation, biological process: G protein-coupled receptor signaling pathway. Lineage: Eukaryota; Metazoa; Chordata; Lepidosauria; Squamata; Gekkonidae.